UGCGGUCGAGCCAGCACGUAAUAAAAACCGAUCCAAUUACAAUUGAAGUUUUUACGGUGUUGAUAAGAAAACAAUAGAGAGUGAGUUCUGUUUACCUAUAAUAAGCGUUGAUUUACAAAAUGCCUAAAGGAAAGAUAAAAUCAACGCAGAUCAGUGUUGAACCAGGGAAAAUGAAACAGAACGAAAAGACAAAAAGUCAAGUUAAAAACAAAAAUGGACAGAAAACUGGAGCAAUGAAAAAUUCAGUUUCCACCAAAAAUUGGGGAAAGCCACAGAAUACAGAUAAAGACCAACAAUUUGAUAUGGAAAGCUAUUGUGCAACUAAAGCCAUUGGUGAAAUGCAAAAGAGCUUCAAAGCAAUGGACAUAAAUGAAAAUAAAAAUACUAUCAUAACCAAAAAGGGGAAUAUUCUACAAGUUAUUCCAAAGGACGACAAAACGAAAUGUUUCUGCAAUGCUUAUAACAGAAAGCCCAAAAAAACAUGCUGUAGCAGUCUCCCAAAAAAAUAUCCUACAAUAACUAGCCCACCUGAAAAUAAUCCUGAAAAUCGUCAAAACGCUUGGUUGAAAAAGAAAGAAAUAAGCUUAGAACAAAUUAUGAUUGAAGAAAAAAUUAAACGUAGGCAAGAAAAGCUUAAGCAAGAAUCUUAUCCUGUCCAACAACAACCAAUGCUAAUAGCCAAGCCAAUAGAAAUUGUUGCAAAUCCCUCACUAAUCCAAGAAUUUACGUAUUCAUUUGGUUUAUUACCAAGUUACACUAAAGAUUUAUACAUUUUAGAGGACAUUAAUAGUCGUUCAAGUAGCUAUGAAACCAUCAGUAAUUCCUUCAAAAAAUCCAUGACUUCUUAUAAAAUCGCUUCAAUUAAAAAAGUGAUCAAUCCUUACCUACUUUUGCACUACAAACUCAGAAAACAAGCAAUGGGUAUUUGCAAGGAAUUACUUUUGUAUCACGGCACAAAAAUUGAAAAUAUUGACUCGAUUUGUGCAGACAAUUUCGAUUGGAGACUAGUGUCUAGGCACAAAUACGGAUGGGGAGUUUCGUUUUCUAGUUCACCAUACUAUGCCAGUCACUAUAGCGAUGAAACGGGUACAAUGAAAGCAAUGUUUGUCGUCCAGGUUUUAGUAGGACAGGAGUGGCGCGGAAAUUGCGAAACCGAAGUACCGAAAUCGCCCUUUGACACCACUACGGACCCCAACGAAAAAGUCUAUGUUAAAUAUGACGAUUGUUGUUUUUAUCCUGCUUAUGUUAUUUAUUAUACUUCCAAAUAAAGAUUUGUA
Messenger RNA from Ceutorhynchus assimilis (cabbage seed weevil), 1277 nucleotides. The record is from the annotation of a GenBank genome assembly. NCBI's taxonomy places the organism in Eukaryota, Metazoa, Arthropoda, Insecta, Coleoptera, Curculionidae.